AUGUCUUCUCCAAACGUUCUCGGCAACCGCGACACCAACGCGCAACUCAAACAGGCAUCGUCCGAGGAGGAGAAGCCAAAGAGUAUGCAGUAUCACCGUGACAUGCUGCAAUCGCGUCUCGAUAAGCAGAAGUCGCAAGAAAAAUUUGUUUCGCCAUCCGAUGCUAUCAUGUCGCCCGCCACUCAAAAGCUGAGCGCUCAUCGGGGUCGCAACAUCCUGAAGAACUCCAAGCCCAAAACAUUGUUCAUGCAGACCAGCUCUAAGAACCACGAGGCUGCCAAGGACAGUGGUGCUUUCGAAGACAUUUCCAAGUCCGUCUCGAAAGAAGAUCAGAGAACCGCCAACGGGGUCUAA
Messenger RNA from Periconia digitata, 354 nucleotides. The record is from the annotation of a GenBank genome assembly. Lineage: Eukaryota; Fungi; Ascomycota; Dothideomycetes; Pleosporales; Periconiaceae.